CUGGACGUUGUUGUCUUGCGUCUGACGGCUUGUUGCACUCGAAGCUGAGCGAGCUCCGGAGGAGUGCGGAGGAAUUCAAGUGUUUGCUGCGGUAACCUCAUCAGCCUGCCAAGAUGGCGAUGCAAGCGGCCAAGAGAGCGAACAUUCGACUUCCACCUGAAGUAAAUCGAAUUUUGUAUAUAAGAAAUUUGCCCUACAAAAUCACGGCUGAAGAAAUGUAUGAUAUAUUUGGGAAAUAUGGACCUAUUCGUCAAAUCAGAGUGGGGAACACACCUGAAACUAGAGGAACAGCUUAUGUGGUCUAUGAAGACAUCUUUGAUGCCAAGAACGCGUGUGAUCACCUGUCAGGAUUCAAUGUUUGCAACAGAUACCUCGUGGUUUUGUACUAUAAUGCCAACAGGGCAUUUCAGAAGAUGGACACAAAGAAGAAGGAAGAACAGUUGAAGCUUCUCAAGGAGAAAUAUGGCAUCAACACAGAUCCACCAAAGUAAACGUUUUCUGCAUUUUCAUUUUGGACUGUUUAAAACCCAUGAAUGACCACCACUACCCUUUUUUUUUCAAUUAAUAGUGAAUGUUGUGAUUUCUUAUUUGAGAUUCAAAAAGACCUGCUUGAAACUUUGAUAUAUUUUAGAAUAUAUUAUGUUAAUAAACUUGUAGCUUUUUGUAAAACA
Molecule: messenger RNA, 671 nt
Organism: Balaenoptera acutorostrata (minke whale)
Lineage: Eukaryota; Metazoa; Chordata; Mammalia; Artiodactyla; Balaenopteridae
Gene: SF3B6
Product: splicing factor 3b subunit 6
Exons: 4
Coding region: 114-491 (125 amino acids)
Cellular component (GO): cytoplasm; nucleus; ribonucleoprotein complex
Molecular function (GO): mRNA binding
Source: RefSeq, a predicted model, not a curated record